Molecule: messenger RNA, 771 nt
Organism: Nerophis lumbriciformis (worm pipefish)
Lineage: Eukaryota; Metazoa; Chordata; Actinopteri; Syngnathiformes; Syngnathidae
Source: RefSeq, a predicted model, not a curated record
AUGCCGCGCUCCUUUCUGGUCAAGAAGCACAUUAACUCUGCCAAGAAGCCCAACUACAGCGAGCUGGAAAGUCCAACAGUGCUGAUCAUGCCGCACUUCUACAAGAGCCUUCCGUUGCCGGUCAUCCCUCAACCGGAGUUCCUGAGCCCGGCUGCAUACAGCCCCAUCACGGUGUGGACCACCAGCAGCCUCCCGCUCUCCCCGCUGCCCAGCGACUUGUCCCCGUUAUCCGGAUACCCUUCGUCGCUCUCCUCGUCCUCCUCCUCCAAGGACCACAGCGGCUCCGAAAGCCCUCGAAGCGACGAGGAGGAACCCGGGCCGCCCCGGCAGGACGCGGACAAGUUCCAGUGCGUCCAGUGCGCCAAGUCCUAUUCGACCUACUCGGGACUCGUCAAGCACAAGCAGCUGCACUGCGACGCGCUGCAGGCCCGCAAGUGCUUUACUUGUAAAUACUGUGAGAAGGAGUACGUGAGCCUGGGAGCAUUAAAGAUGCACAUUAGGACUCACACGUUGCCGUGCGUUUGCAAAAUAUGCGGGAAAGCCUUCUCCAGGCCCUGGCUGCUGCAGGGACACAUCAGGACGCACACGGGCGAGAAGCCCUUCUCGUGUCCCCACUGCAAGCGGGCCUUUGCGGACAGAUCCAACCUCAGGGCUCACCUACAAACCCACUCAGAUGUGAAAAAGUACCAAUGCAAGAACUGCUCCAAAACGUUUUCACGGAUGUCGCUGUUGCACAAGCACGAGGAAUCCGCUUGCUGCGUAGCGCACUGA